GAGGAGGUGAGGUACCAUGGUAACGGAGAAGGAGCCGGCAGUUUCCGGGUAACCGCUUCCGGCAACCAUGAUUGUGUUAAUGAAGAGGAUUCAUGAUGCCCUACUUAAAAUAAUCUUUUAUUCCUUUGGGUCCAAUAUUGUAAAGCCCAAAGCUUCUGAUGUCCUAACACAACAUUUACUUCAGAGAAAACUGCCCCAUUGGACAUCAUACUUUGUUAAAUACAGCUCUGUGGAAAAUGACCAGUUUGGACUCUCCAAUUUUAACUGGAAUGUCAAAGGGAUCAAUUAUCACAUCUUAAGGACAGGUUGCUUCCCAUUCAUCAAGUACCACUGUUCCAUGGCACCCAGAUGUAACCUGGAACUAGAGAAUACAUUCUUCACUGCAUUGAAAGUUGUUAACUUGGGUAUUCCAUGUUUAGCUUACGGAAUCGGUGCAUGGUUUCUUAUCAGAGUCACUGAGAUUGUUCACACCAGUUCUGGUCCAGUGAACAUCUACUUUCUCUACCAGGAAGAUGAAGGAGCCAUUCACUAAAUCUCAAACUGCUAGCAACUUGUCCUGAAUUCGCAAAAGGAUGAGACUUGAAAGUCUAUUUGAUAACUGAAAAAUAAAGUUAUUUUCUGGUAAUAUAUAAAAAAAAGCCUGCAGAUUUUUUCUGUAAAAGUUUAAAAACGACUGUGUUCUUUAUUGGAAUCUUUCAGUUUUGUAAGACAUAUACAUAUAGUUGUACAGCAUGAACUUUCAAAUGACCACUUAUGUGAUCCUUGAUUCUUUAGCAAGGCGAUCCUUCUUUAGGUGAGCAUUUUAUUGAAUGUAGGGUUGAUUCUUUUCACACCUGAUAACUGCAAACUUUUUUUGGAUGCAAAAGAAAAAUCCCUUCAUCACAACAAUCACAAGCAACCAUCUAUGUCAGUGAAGUUGCCAUUUUUGUUUAAAAUAAAAACAGAAAAUGCUAGAAGUACUUAACAUGUCAAGUGGUAUUUGUGGAGAGGAGAGAAAAACAGUGUGAAGGUUUCAAAGGUUGUGAAUUUUGUUUCUCUCUACUGGUGCUCCCAUGGUACGUCCAGCAUUUUCUGUUUUUAUUUCAGAUUUUCAUCAAUCGCACUAUUUUGGCUUUGCCAUUGGUAACACUGUAAUA
This is a messenger RNA of Hemiscyllium ocellatum (epaulette shark), 1136 nucleotides long. It is a transcript of the gene c39h15orf61, whose product is annotated as chromosome 39 C15orf61 homolog. Lineage: Eukaryota; Metazoa; Chordata; Chondrichthyes; Orectolobiformes; Hemiscylliidae. The record is from RefSeq and is a predicted model, not a curated record. Bases 68 to 532 code for a protein of 154 amino acids. The transcript has 3 exons.